Messenger RNA from Siniperca chuatsi (mandarin fish), 5719 nucleotides. It is a transcript of the gene stim2b, whose product is annotated as stromal interaction molecule 2b. Gene Ontology annotation, biological process: store-operated calcium entry; activation of store-operated calcium channel activity; intracellular calcium ion homeostasis. The transcript has 12 exons. Gene Ontology annotation, cellular component: plasma membrane; endoplasmic reticulum. The record is from RefSeq and is a predicted model, not a curated record. Lineage: Eukaryota; Metazoa; Chordata; Actinopteri; Centrarchiformes; Sinipercidae. Gene Ontology annotation, molecular function: protein binding; calcium channel regulator activity; calcium ion binding. The coding region runs from base 1540 to 3882 and encodes 780 amino acids.
CUAAUCAAGAAAAUUGCUACAAAAAAACGACAUUUUAUUUCCCGCGCUGAGCGUCUUCAGAAAACACCGUCUGAACCAGCCAAUCAGGCUCUGCCAUGUUGGGACACUCCAGCCAAUGAGAGCGCUCAACCAGGAGGAAAAACUUGCAUGGCUCGGAGUGGGGAAGAGAGGAACAAUGAAGCGUGUAUCAUCCUCCGUCCGCGUCAGCAUGACAGGAAAAAAAAAACGCGAAGUUUCAGAGGAGGAUUCCUCUGCUUUGGACGCGGUUCAAGAAUGCCUCUGAGCCCCUCAGCUCGGCCAAAAACACCCGACGGCAGUGAGUUGUGUUGCCCACUACCACUGCAAGAAACGCGGGGUAGCAUGGAAGUGAUGCCCCGCUGCUCAACAAGCCCCGCUGAAUUACUCUUAAAAACAAAAACAAAAACAAAUACCUUCAGGGCUGUCCUGCACGCGGGGCCAAAUUAAAAUCCUGCCCCCCUCCUCUCCUGAUGUCAAACCAUUUUGCACGCUGACUUCCGCCCCGCUUUGCUCUCCCUCCCUAGUCUGCAUCAGCCGGCGAGCAGCUAAUAUGACAGGAGGAUACAUUAUCACACGGAGCCAUGGAAAGCUGACUUAAAAACUUCAUUUAGACAGUAGGCGGAUGUCGUGUGCGGUUGAUAUAGGUCAGGGAAGGAUUCGGGGAAACGGAGGAAGACGCGAAUGUAUUUUUUGAUGCAAUGGGAUUUGCUACUUUCGUAUGAAGAGGCGGACCUAUGAGACGCUGCGAGUUCAAUAUGCUGAAGCUGUCCCCGGUGUUUGUAUACUGUACGUGGAAGUACAGAGACUGUUUUCUUCCAACUCACAGGCCUACGUAAGGAUUUAAUACAGUACUUGAUAUUAUUUGUAUCUCACGGAUAUCCACGGUAAAAAAAAAAGAUAUCUUUUUUUUGGGGGAGUCUGUUUUUGUUUUGGACAGGGAAUUCCUUCAGAGGCUGCAUGUGCUUUGCUCCUUAGCUGUCUAUUCACUACACGGUCUUUUUGUUUUGUUAGCUAAUAUACAUUUUUUUUUAAAAUUGAUAGAAUUAGAAAUGGGGGGCUGGCUUGUCGUAGCUCGCAGCAGUCACCCCUCUGAAACAGCCAGUAAAGCCAUUGGAGGCUAUUAGAGUUUUAUAGAAUUUUUUUUUUGAAGGGGGUCUUCUUUCAAAGUAGUUUGGCUUCUUGUUGACCCACGAUGAACCAUUAUUUUGUUGGUAUUUUUCACGCUCCUGUAAGGUUUUGUGACAGCAGUGACUGCUGUUUUAGCUGUUAGCCGGUAGGUUUGCAAACUAAUCUACUGCGUGUAAGUUGGUGCAUUUUCCAGGUGUCCCCUUUUCUUGUGACACCACCAUAUUUACACUCCUGCUUAAAAAGACUGUUUUUUUUUGGCAGACUAUUGCUGUGUUUUCCAGUCUGAACCAUACAUCUUUUUUUUUUUCGCAAUUGUCCCCCCCCCGGUGCUUUAAAUCCCCACUCCCGGCCCCACGGAUACGAUUGACUAGAUUUUCACCUCCUUUUUCCACCAUGAGUUACAUCCACAAGGUAUUGAAUGUAUUGCUACGUGGACUCGUCAUCUAUGCGGUACUGGGCUUGGAGUGCACUUACUCCAGUGAUCUACCCAGCCACUCGUCUGAUGCUACAAAUGUAGCCACCACAGACCCCUGUCUUAUAGUGAUGCCGCCAUGCAUGGGCGAGGCCGACCGCUUCAGUCUGGAGGCGCUGCGGCACAUCCACAAACAGCUCGACGACGACAAUGACGGGGGAAUAGAAGUCAACGAGAGUGUGGAGUUUAUAAUAGAAGACAUGAAGCAGCAGCAAACCAACAAACACAGCAACCUGCACCGUGAAGACCAGCACAUCACCGUGGAGGAGCUGUGGAAGGGCUGGAAGACCUCUGAAGUCCACAACUGGACCACGGAGGACACGGUGCAGUGGCUGAAGGAGUCGGUGGAGCUGCCGCAGUAUGAGAAGAACUUCCGGGAUUUCCGGGUCACGGGGAACACCUUACCUCGAAUAGCGGCAAAUGAACCGUCGUUUAUGUCGAUGCAGCUAAAGAUAUUAGACCAGCGGCAUAAACAAAAACUAAACCUAAAAGCACUAGAUGCAGUGCUUUUUGGCCCUCCUCUCCGUCCACAGCAUAACUGGAUGAAAGACUUUGUCCUGAUGGUUUCCAUAGUGAUUGGUGUCGGGGGCUGCUGGUUUGCCUAUGUGCAGAACAAGUCCAGCAAGGUGCACAUCUCUCAGAUGAUGAAGGAUCUGGAGAGCCUGCAACACGCUGAGCAAAGCCUCUUAGACCUGCAGAGCCGGCUGGAAAAGGCUCAGGAGGAGAACCGGACGGUGGCCGUGGAGAAGCAGAACCUCGAGCAGAAGAUGAGGGAUGAGAUCACCGGGGCCAAAACGGAGGCUCACAGGCUUCGAGAGCUGCGGGAGGGUGCCGAAUGUGAACUCAGCCGCCUUAAAUAUGCUGAGGAAGAGCUAGUACAGGUGCGAAAGGCUCUGAAGCGAGCAGAGAAGGAGAUGCAGUCGGAGCGGUCGGUGCCCGAAGCUCUUCAGAAGUGGCUCCAGCUCACACACGAGGUGGAGGUUCAAUACUACAACAUCAAGAAACAGAAUGCUGAGUUUCAGCUGUGCGUCGCCAAAGACGAGGCAGAGAAAAUAAAAAAGAAAAGAGGUUCUGUGUUUGGAACUCUUCACGUAGCCCACAGUUCAUCGCUGGACGAGGUGGACCACAAGAUACUAGAAGCAAAGAAAGCCCUGUCAGAGGUAACGGCGUGCCUGAGGGAGCGGCUGCACCGCUGGCAGCAGAUUGAGAAGCUCUGCAACUUCCCUGUUGUCAAUAACUCGGGGCUGCCGAGCCUGACGGCCAGCCUCUACUCAGACCACAGCUGGGUGGUCAUGCCGCGAGUCUCUGUGCCUCCCUACCCCAUCGCAGGGGGGGUGGAUGACCUGGACGAGGACACGCCUCCCAUCAUUCCGCAGUUCACAACGACCACGUUGAUCCGGCCCUCGCUGACCCGCAGCAGCAGCCUGUGUCGUUCCCGCCGGAGCCUGAUGAGCUCUCCACAGUCCUCACUGAUGUCCCCGGACCCCGACCUGCUGUCCAUGGCCAGCUCUUCCCUCUCCUAUCGCCCCGAGGCAGACGACGAACAUAUCAUGUUCAGCUCGGAUAGGAGGGGGUAUGUAGCGGUGGCCGGAACGCCGCGGAAUGGUUUUACUGUUUGGACUCACAGGGAACCGGCUCAGGAGGGCAGCUCCGACACAGACUCUCUCAGCUCCUCCAUGGGCCGCAAGCAGCUGCACAACCCCUGCACGCCGGGCUCGGACACCCCGUACCGCAAGAUCUCCCGCGAGGAGCUGCUGCUGUUCGGCCAGAGUCCAGAACUUUCUGCGUCCACCCCCACCACCUCCACCACCCACACCAGCAGCAGCAGCAGCAGCAGUCUCAGGGACUCCACGCCUCCCCCUCUGCCUCCAAUUCCAGCCACCACCCCCUCCGGCCCGCCAUCCACCUCGGCUUCCCCGGCCUUGGAGCACCACCCGUUUACACACAGAGGCUCGCCCGACCUCACCCGCAUCAUACCCGAGUCCCAAAGCGUAACCUUCUCACAGGGGAACAUCACCUCUCCGGCGGGCAAGGGCAUGUACAACGGCAUCCUGGAGAAGUCCUACAGCUUCGGCCAGCUGCCCGCGAGCAUGCUGCCCAACGUGGGCCGUUACCCGUCUCUUACCUCCCUGGACUCGGAGGGCCGGAGCGUGGGAAAGGAAUACAAGCUCCAGAGCACCUCCUCCCAGGACUCCAGCGACAAUGGAGAGAAAAUUAAGCGCUCCUCCUCUAAAAUCAAAAGCUUAUUUAAGAAGAAAAAAUAAACCUUGCAGAGUGAGACAUAGUGUGUGUGUGUGAGAGAGAGAGAGAGAGAGAGAGAAAUAAAAUAAAAUAUAAAGAGUUGUUUUAGCCCUAAUACUAAAAAAUGAACAUUACUGUAAGCUAAAACAUUUCAUUUUCUCUCUUAUUUUUCUUCUUUUUUGUCGUCAAAGAUGGAAUGUAGCUCAGUCUGGGUGCCUUUAAACACCUCAGACUGGUAGCCUUAUUUUUCAAUAAUGCCUUUUUAUUUAGUUCACUCAUAGCCUCACAGGGAAACCUGCCAAGGUAAAGGAAAGGUCAAAGGUCAUGAUCGUUGUCAUCCAGACAGCCAGAACACAUGACCUGUUCACUGUCUUCAUUUUGGUUUGAGUUUGAUGCCAGAAAGCCACUAUGUGUAAGGGUCUAAAGGUGCAGUCCAUAAAUGUAUUCUUAAGCACACAACGUCCAGUGUUUCACUGUUGAUGUGUUGUCCAGAAUGAUGUUUGCUGUUCCUACUGAAACUAUUUAAAUCACACUUUCAGCAGUGACGGCAACACAUGAAUACCACCAAGAAAAAAAGCUCAUAAGAUUUCAUAAAAACAUAAUUUUGACAAUUUCUUUCUGAAGCGUCCUAACUUCUUCUGCCCGUUCAAAUUAUGGAUUGCAUCUUAAUUGAUUAAUUUCCUUUUGAGAGAAAAAAAAAAUCCUGCUAAAAGUUUGUUGCACUACUGCUUUCCUGGUAUUUUGGGAAAGUGCCGCUGCUUGCGGAGUACAUAUUGAAUAAAGAUAUAGAGAUGAGAGAAAUACAUGGGCAGCGGCAGUGAAGAUGCAGCACAUAAUGUCAGAGCCAAAAUGAUCUGAUGUGUCUUCAAUGCCACUACUUAUGGAUGUCUCAAUAUAUAUAUAAAUAUAUAUAUACUUUGUUUUCAUAUUAUUAUGUUCUUAUAGAUGUUUUUAAAUAGAUUUAUAUCGGUGGGGGUUCCUAUGAACUGAUCUUUACUGAAGAAAGUUGAUUGAAUAUGCAGAUUUAACCCGCACCAGUCAUUUCCCCUGUAAUCUAGCUGUCCCUUAUUACUUGAUUAACUGUGUCCUGUAGCCAUACCAACAUACCAUUUCCAUUUUUUGUCUUAAAUACCUUGUCACCUCUGUAAAAUUUGGUGUCACUACCAGAUUUUGGUCAAAUUGUCUGUGCAAAUAAUUCUUUUUGUGUUUGGAGUGCAGUAUUCAUGCUGCAUUUAAAGAUACCUGAGUGCAGCUGACUACACUGUCUCUACUGUACUGUGAUGAUGUGGUCUCUACCAUCUGCGUUUCCAAGCUUUUUUUUAAAGACAAACACAAACAAAAAAGGAACUAUUUGAUCCAGAUCUGAUCGAAACACCCCCCCACCCCCACCACACACACACACACUAAGCUCGAAGCCGACCCAUGCAAUACGGUCCCGUUCCUGUUCCUCACCUCUGGGCCCGCACCGAGCGCACUGAUGUCAGGAGCUCCUGCUUCACACUGUGAUUUCUACCUUCUUCCCUUCAUCCUGGACCUGGCUGUCACUGGUGCAAUUUAAACACGACUGGUCAUGGGACGACCAUGACAAGAGACGAUGCAAUGUCAGGGGGUGGUGACGCCGUGUACGAGGUGUGUCUGGGUGACAGGACGACACGAUGACUCGAGGAUCCAGUGGCCUCUGUUUUUAAAGAAAAAAAAUAAUAUAUUGGAAGUUUGUGGCAAUACAGCACACAAUGAAGGAAAUAGAAGACAAAACUGCAAGACGAGGAGAAAAUGAAUGUUUACGAGACAUUAGGGUUUUUUUGAGAACAUUUUGUGUGUGAAUAUUUGUAUACUGUAGAAGAAUUAAUAAAAAAAAUG